CUUUCACGUUAGGUUAGAAAAAGAAAAAAAGUAGAAGUAAUUUUUAGGUUAUGGGUGAUGAAUGUUUUCGCCGCAAUUUAUAAAUUUUUUAUCCCUUUACAGUUUUUUACCAAGGUUUAUCAGUUUGAAUAAUUUUAGAAGCAUGACGCAAAGAAAAUGUUGUCUUGUGCAUCUCACUAAUCGUCUAAAAAUUGAUUUACCGCAUGAAAAAUUGAUUAUCCUAGGCCGAAAUGUAGAAACACAAGUAGAAGAUAUUUUUAUUUCAAGACACCAAAUUGAAUGUAUUGCCGAUAUCGAAAAGUGCAUAGUAAAGGUUAAACCUGUAGGAAAAUCAAUAUCAGGGGUUGACGGGUAUGCUAUAGUAAAAGAUAAAACGUAUGCAUUAGGACCUGGGCAUGUAAUAGAACUUCGUUUAGGAUUUCAUCCAUACGAAAUAACAUUCGAGUCUCCUGAGCAUAUACCAAAAUGUAUAUCAAAUAAGCCUCCAGCAAAAAAAACGAAGUUCGACAAUGAUGACAAUGCAGCAGAAGAUCCUCGGGUAUUUACUGAAAAUGGAAAAUGGGAAGAAAUUGAUCACAGAGAAUUAUUGAUUUAUACACCUGAGAACAUUCAGAACAGAAGUAAAAUAGCAGCUUUUGAUAUUGAUGGCACUAUUAUAAAAACAAAAUCGGGCAAGCGAUUUCCUCUUAACGUAGAGGAUUGGAUACUUAACUACGAUGACAUACCCCUACAAUUAAGCAAACUGCAUCAGGAUAACUUUAAAAUAGUAUUUUUUACAAACCAGUCAGGUGUGGGUAAAGAUUCGUCUAAAAUUAGAGAUUUUAAAAGAAAAAUCGAAAAUAUAUUAAAGAAACUUUUACUGCCUGUUCAAGUUUACAUUGCUUUGGGAAAAAGUAAAUAUCGAAAACCAAUGACUGGCAUGUGGGAUACUUUAAAAAAUCAAAAAAAUGAUGACAUCGAAAUUGAUUUAAACGAAUCAUUUUAUGUUGGCGAUGCUGCAGGAAGACAAAAAAAUUGGAUACCUAAGAAAAAUAAAGACCAUUCCAUUGCAGACAGACUGUUUGCGUUAAAUAUUGGUUUGAAAUUUUUUACACCUGAAGAAUAUUUUAGAAAACAAAGACCUGUUACCUUUUUAAUGCCAGAGUUUGAUCCUCGAAAUCUUCCCGUUUUAGAUAUUCCAGAAAUACAUUAUGAAUCUCCUAAUAUUAUUGUAAUGGUAGGAUGUCCAGGUUCUGGAAAAAGUAAUAUCUGUAAAUCCUUAAUUAUUCCCAAGGGUUACAUCCAUAUUAAUAGAGACAGUUUAGGAAGCUGGCAAAAGUGCGCAAAAUUAUUAGAGGAAACUAUACAGGAGAAGAAAAAUUGCGUUAUAGAUAAUACAAAUUGUGAUAAAGAAAGUAGAAAAAGAUACCUAGAAAUAGCCAAAAAAUACCAAAUUCCUUGUAGAUGUUUUGUAAUGACCACAUCGCAUCAACACUGCAAGCAUAAUAACAAAUUCCGUGAAUUAACUGAUAAAUCACAUGUGCCCGUUAGUGAAAUAAUUAUUAAUAGUUUGAAGAAGAACUACCAGAAGCCUGAGCUAUCCGAAGGAUUUGAUGAUAUUGUAGAGAUUCCAUUUGUACCUUCAUUCAAAGACGAAGAACAUGAAAAAUUAUAUAAGAUGUUUUUGUUGGAGAAUUAAAAAUUAUAAUAAAAAUUAGUCCUAAAGACUUUAAAACGGAAUUAUAUUUUUAUCUUGACUAAAGAAAACAUACUUUUGAAUUAGUUUUAUGAAAUCCAAAAUUUACCAGCCAAAUAUUUUAAACAAUACUCCUUCC
Messenger RNA from Psylliodes chrysocephalus, 1814 nucleotides. Lineage: Eukaryota; Metazoa; Arthropoda; Insecta; Coleoptera; Chrysomelidae. The record is from the annotation of a GenBank genome assembly.